This is a messenger RNA of Boleophthalmus pectinirostris (great blue-spotted mudskipper), 1367 nucleotides long. Its product is annotated as transcription factor Spi-B. Gene Ontology annotation, molecular function: DNA-binding transcription factor activity, RNA polymerase II-specific; sequence-specific DNA binding. Lineage: Eukaryota; Metazoa; Chordata; Actinopteri; Gobiiformes; Gobiidae. Gene Ontology annotation, cellular component: nucleus. The coding region runs from base 129 to 935 and encodes 268 amino acids. The record is from RefSeq and is a predicted model, not a curated record. Gene Ontology annotation, biological process: regulation of transcription by RNA polymerase II; cell differentiation. The transcript is spliced from 6 exons.
CCAGGUGCGUGGAUCAACAGGUGAACUGGUCUAUUCAUAACUCUGCUGCAUUAAGGAUUUACUAUAUCAUAUUAAAACGCUGGAGGAACUAGGUAUCUUGUUUUGACCUGCCUCUGGUGUUGCCUGAGAUGGAAAUGAUGGCCCGACUGUGUCACAUACCAAAUGAGUCUAUUCGAGGAGAGUGGACUGUCAUGUCCCCGUCUUUCCAGGAGGUCGAUCUGGAGGUGAUCGAGGAGUAUCUCCAAGAGCAUUCCCUGGAGGUCCAGCCUAUCCCCCCAACCACCUCACCUCCUGCUGCAGUGGGCCAGCACACACACACCCAGCACUUACAGGCUACUAGGGUCAUCGAAUACAGUAAAAACAGCUGGUCUGGUCUGCAUGCAUAUGAGUGGCACUGUGGACCUCAAACUCCAAAUGAGAAGUACCCUCAGCUAGGCCCCCUUCCAGCCUGGUCUAGCCCACAGGAGAAUCACUGGGAUCGUAUUAUACAUCCCUAUAAGACACCAUAUGAAGACUCAGAUUCCCAGUCCAGUAGUUCUCAGUUUCAGGAAUACCCGGAUUUUCCAUCUCCAACUUCAGACACAGAAGAUGGGAAAAAGCAAGACUUAAAUCUAGCGCCACUCUCAGGAAAGAGAAAAGAGCGCUUGUUCCAGUUCCUGUUUGAGAUGCUGCAGAAUCCAUCCAUGCGGAACUGUAUUUGGUGGGUUCAGUCGUCCACAGGCACAUUCCAGUUCUCCUCCCAGAACAAGGAACGUUUAGCAGAACUCUGGGGCCUGAGGAAAGGAAACCGCAAAACCAUGACGUACCAGAAGAUGGCGCGCGCGCUAAGGAAUUAUUCCCGUACUGGAGAAAUCCAGAAGGUGAAGAGAAAACUCACUUACAGAUUUGAUGAAAAGACACUGAAAGGACUGCAGGGCGCAUCCACUAAUGUCUAAACAGGUGCUCUGAGUAGUUUAUAUGGGAACAAAUUGGCAUAACUCAAAACUGUUAAAGUUAAUUAUGAACAGUUCAUCCAUUUGAAAUAAAACAAUGAUUUAAUAAUACAAUGAUCAUUUAUCACCAUCAUCUACUCUUAAUUCAUUACUGGUGAAUCUAAAUUAAAUCAUUAAGGCCAUGCAAAUGGUUUUAGUAAAAUGUUUGAAUACUGAGUAUUCACAAUAAAAGCGGUUUCUAGUGGAUAGUCAUAAAAAAUGGCUUCCAAGAUUUUGUAAAUCCAAAACACCUACUUUAUAAGUAGCAAUGUAUUGUUAAAAUAACUUUUUAUUGUUGUCUUGCAGAUAGCAUUCAUAUUUUUUAUAUGUUUUUCCAUAAAUAUUUUCUUUUUCUGUUUUCACACAUUUAAAUAAAUGCCAUGAUUUUUAAAACAA